GUUCUGCCACACAAUGGUACCUCUGCAUCCAAUGGUACCUCUGCAUCCAAUGGUACCUCUGCAUCCAAUGGUACCUCUGCACACAAUGAUACCUCUGCAUCCAAUGGUACCUCUGCAUCUAAUGGUACCUCUGCAUCCAAUGGUACCUCUGCAUCAAAUGAUACCUCUGCAUCCAAUGGUACCUCUGCAUCUAAUGGUACCUCUGCAUCCAAUGGUACCUCUGCAUCAAAUGAUACCUCUGCAUCCAAUGGUACCUCUGCAUCCAAUGGUACCUCUGCAUCCAAUGGUACCUCUGCAUCCAAUGAUACCUCUGCAUCCAAUGGUACCUCUGCACACAAUGGUACCUCUGCAUCCAAUGGUACCUCUGCAUCCAAUGAUACCUCUGCAUCCAAUGGUACCUCUGCAUCCAAUGGUACCUCUGCAUCCAAUGGUACCUCUGCAUCCAAUGGUACCUCUGCAUCCAAUGAUACCUCUGCAUCCAAUGAUACCUCUGCAUCCAAUGAUACCUCUGCAUCCAAUGGUACCUCUGCACAUAAUGGUACCUCUGCAUCCAAUGGUACCUCUGCAUCCGAUGGUACCUCUGCAUCCAAUGGUACCUCUGCAUCCAAUGGUACCUCUGCAUCCAAUUGUACCUCUGCAUCCAAUGGUACCUCUGCAUCCAAUGAUACCUCUGCAUCCAAUGGUACCUCUGCAUCCAAUGGUACCUCUGCAUCCAAUGGUACCUCUGCAUCCAAUGGUACCUCUGCAUCCAAUGGUACCUCUGCAUCCAAUGAUACCUCUGCAUCCAAUGAUACCUCUGCAUCCAAUGGUACCUCUGCACAUAAUGGUAACUCUGCAUCCAAUGGUACCUCUGCAUCAAAUGGUACCUCUGCAUCCAAUGGUACCUCUGCAUCCAAUGGUACCUUUGCAUCCAAUGAUACCUUUGCAUCCAAUGAUACCUCUGUAUCCAAUGAUACCUCUGCACACAAUGGUACCUCUGCAUCCAAUGAUACCUCUGCAUCCAAUGGUACCUCUGCAUCCAAUGGUACCUCUGCACACAAUGAUGCCUCUGCAUCCUAUGGUACCUCUGCAUCCAAUGGUACCUCUGCUUCCAAUGGUACCUCUGCAUCCAAUGGUACCUCUGCAUCCAAUGGUACCUCUGCAUCCAAUGGUACCUCUGCAUCCAAUGGUACCUCUGCAUCCAAUGGUACCUCUGCACACAAUGAACUCACCGCCGGAGAGGAGAGACUCACCAUGAACACGAAGGAGCCGCCGCCGCCACCACCACCGCCUCCCAAGGAGAUCAUCCAGUUCUUAUUCGUCAGCUUCUCAAUGUUGGUCGAUGUUUCCAAGUUCUUGAAGUCUGGGGGCGAGACUUG
This is a messenger RNA of Procambarus clarkii (red swamp crayfish), 1358 nucleotides long. Lineage: Eukaryota; Metazoa; Arthropoda; Malacostraca; Decapoda; Cambaridae. The record is from RefSeq and is a predicted model, not a curated record.